Morchella importuna is the source of this 288-nucleotide messenger RNA. RefSeq lists its product as uncharacterized. Lineage: Eukaryota; Fungi; Ascomycota; Pezizomycetes; Pezizales; Morchellaceae. The transcript is spliced from 2 exons. The record is from RefSeq and is a predicted model, not a curated record. Bases 1 to 288 code for a protein of 95 amino acids.
AUGAGUAUAGCUGUCAGACCACGUCAGCGGGACCUUAAUGACAAGAAAUCUGUCCUCGACGCGGUUGUGGCCAAUCAGGUCGGAACAGGGCCUGAAGACUCGAUCAUAACGGUAAUAACAUCCACACGGCCUGUUUCUUACAGAAUGAAGCGGUGGCCCCGGGCGGUAUUCAGCGGGGAUGAGAUAAGGAUGUUCUGGAGGCGCUGCCACCAGGAAGCCAUUGGUGGAUCAGACCAGACAUGGAAUCUAAUGCACUAUACUUAUCCCUCACCACAAAGCUUUAUCUAA